GGACUGGGCUGCGGUCGCGGCCGGGUGAGGUUGGGAGCGGAAGGCGGCGGCGGCGGCGCCUGGGGGAGGGCACGUGCCCUGUAGGUCUCCCGCAAGGGCGCAGCCGUGCGCUGCCGCAGGGCGCGCAGUGUUGACCCGCGUCCUAGCAACAGGCGGGCGCCGACUGCAGGGGGGCAGGGCGCUGCAGUGCGUGUGCUAAGCUCAGGUCUGAGCACUGGCAGAUCCCAUGGGUGUGGCUCUGAUGAAAUUGGCGCAGUGGACUGCUGCCGGACAUGGAACUGGCACCCUCGAAAUCACCCCUCUAAAUGAAGCGAUAUUGAAAGAAAUUAUUAUGUUUGUGGAGAGUUUUAUCUAUAAACAUCCUCAAGAGGCAAAAUUUGUUUUUGUGGAACCACUUGAGUGGAACACAAGUGUGGCGCCUUCAGCAUUUGAAUCAGGUUAUGUUGUCAGUGAGACAACAGUCAAAUCAGAAGAAGUUGACAAAAAUGGACAGCCUUUGCUAUUUCUCUCUGUACCACAAAUUAAAAUUAGGAGCUUUGGGCAGCUGUCACGCUUGUUACUUAUUGCCAAAACUGGGAAGUUGAAGGAAGCCCAAGCAUGUGUUGAAGCUAACAGAGACCCCAUAGUAAAAAUCCUGGGCUCCGAUUAUAAUACAAUGAAAGAAGACUCAAUUGCAUUAGAUAUUCUUGGCAAAAUUACCAGAGAUGAUGAUCCUGAAAGUGAAAUUAAGAUGAAGAUUGCUAUGCUGCUUAAGCAAUUGGAUCUGUACCUCCUCAAUCAUUCUCUAAAACAUAUUUCAUUAGAAAUAAGUUUAAGUCCUGUGACGGUGAAGAAGGAUAUAGAACUGCUCAAAUGUUUCUCAGGAAAAGGAGACCAAACAGUCUUGGAAUCUAUUGAAUAUACCUCAGAUUAUGAAUUUUCAAAUGGAUGUCGAGCCCCACCAUGGAGACAAAUUCAUGGGGAAAUUUGUUAUGUUCUGGUGAAACCUCACGAUGGUGAGACUCUGUGCAUUACUUGUGGUGCAGGAGGAGUAUUUUUAAACGGUGGCAAAACAGGUGAUGAAGGGGACAUUAAUUAUGAGAGAAAAGGUUCAAUUUAUAAAAACCUUGUCGCAUUUUUAAGAGAAAAAUCACCAAAAUUUUCAGAAAAUAUGUCUAAACAGAUGGGGUUUUGCCAUGUUGGCCAGGCUGGUGUUGAACUCCUGGCUUCAAGUGAUCUGGCUGUCUCAGCAUAUGGAAUUAGCUUCAGUGAAGACCAGCAAAAGGAAAAGGAUCCGCUUGGCAAAGCCCCCAAGAAGGAAGAAGCAGCUGCCCUCCGCAAAGACAUUUCCGGUUCAUACAAGAGGUCACUGGAGAAGAACCAAAUUAAUUUCGGGAGGAAUCAAAUGACCAAGAGAUGGGAACCAAGCUUAAACUGGAAGACCACUGUUAAUUACAGAAACAAAGGCUCAGCAAAAGAAAUCCAAGAGGACAAACGCACAGGAAAACUUGAAAAACAAAGACCAUCUGUUUCACACGGAAGAGCACAAUUACUUGGGAAGAGUGCUGAAAAGAUUGAGGAAAUUGUUAGUGAUAGCUCCUCAGAAAGUGAGGAAGAUGAAGAACCACCUGACCAUCGUCAGGAAGCAAGUGCAGAUUUGCCAUCAGAAUAUUGGCAAAUUCAGAAGCUGGUGAAAUAUUUAAAGGGAGGAAAUCAGACAGCUACAGUGAUUGCAUUGUGUUCAAUGAGGGAUUUCAACUUAGCUCAAGAAACCUGCCAGUUGGCCAUCAGAGAUGUUGGAGGCCUGGAAGUGCUGAUAAAUUUGCUUGAAACUGAUGAAGUCAAAUGUAAGAUUGGUUCAUUAAAAAUACUGAAGGAAAUCAGUCAUAAUCCUCAAAUCAGACGUAAUAUUGUUGACCUUGGGGGCUUACCAAUUAUGGUGAAUAUACUUGAUUCUCCACACAAGAGUCUGAAAUGCUUGGCAGCUGAGACGAUCGCGAAUGUCGCCAAGUUUAAAAGAGCACGGCAGGUGGUGAGGCAUCACGGGGGUAUCACCAAACUGGUUGCUCUACUAGACUGUGCACAUGAUUCCACAAAACCUGCCCAAUCGAGUCUGUAUGAGGCCAGAGACGUGGAAGUGGCUCGCUGUGGGGCACUGGCCCUGUGGAGCUGCAGUAAGAGUCAUACGAAUAAAGAAGCCAUCCGCAAAGCCGGGGGCAUUCCUCUGUUGGCCCGGCUGCUGAAGACUUCUCAUGAAAACAUGCUAAUUCCAGUGGUGGGGACAUUGCAAGAGUGUGCAUCAGAGGAAAACUACCGGGAUGCAAUCAAAGCAGAAAGGAUCAUUGAAAACCUUGUCAAGAACCUAAGUAGUGAGAACGAGCAGCUGCAGGAGCACUGUGCCAUGGCCAUUUACCAGUGUGCUGAAGAUAAGGAAACCCGCGACCUCGUUAGGCUGCACGGAGGACUUAAGCCCUUGGCCAGUCUACUCAAUAACACUGACAAUAAAGAGCGGUUAGCUGCUGUCACAGGGGCAAUAUGGAAAUGUUCCAUCAGCAAAGAGAAUGUGACCAAGUUUCGGGAAUACAAAGCCAUUGAAACCUUGGUGGGACUUUUAACAGAUCAGCCUGAAGAAGUACUUGUGAAUGUGGUUGGGGCCUUGGGAGAAUGCUGCCAAGAACAUGAAAACCGAGUCAUUGUCCGGAAAUGUGGUGGCAUUCAACCACUUGUGAACCUCCUUGUUGGAAUAAACCAAGCUCUUCUUGUGAAUGUUACAAAAGCAGUUGGUGCUUGUGCAGUAGAACCUGAAAGUAUGAUGAUAAUUGAUCGCUUAGAUGGAGUUCGUUUGUUGUGGUCCCUGCUGAAAAAUCCUCACCCAGACGUGAAGGCCAGCGCAGCGUGGGCACUCUGUCCAUGCAUCGAAAAUGCAAAGGAUGCUGGGGAAAUGGUUCGUUCCUUUGUUGGUGGUUUGGAACUUAUUGUCAAUUUACUGAAAUCAGAUAACAAAGAAGUUCUGGCAAGUGUAUGUGCUGCCAUUACCAACAUAGCAAAAGAUCAAGAAAAUUUAGCUGUUAUUACAGAUCAUGGAGUUGUUCCUUUAUUGUCCAAGCUGGCAAAUACAAAUAACAAUAAAUUGAGACAUCAUCUAGCAGAAGCUAUUUCACGUUGCUGUAUGUGGGGCAGGAAUAGAGUGGCCUUCGGUGAGCACAAAGCAGUGGCUCCACUAGUGCGUUAUCUGAAAUCAAAUGACACCAACGUUCAUCGGGCGACAGCUCAGGCCUUGUACCAACUUUCAGAAGAUGCCGAUAACUGCAUCACCAUGCAUGAGAAUAGUGCAGUAAAGCUUCUACUGGAUAUGGUUGGGUCCCCUGACCAGGAUCUCCAGGAAGCUGCAGCUGGUUGUAUAUCCAAUAUCCGCAGGCUGGCUCUUGCUACAGAGAAGGCAAGAUACACUUGAAAUUUAAACGGACAUCACAAGCUAUCAAAUUCUACAUGACACAGGACAUGUCACUCCCAUGGCCAGAAAGCCUAAAUUGGGAAACAUUUAUUAGCAAACCCUUUCAACCAUCUAAAUGAAAACACACAAACUGAAAAUGCACAGAAUGUUUUUCAUCUGAAAAUUGCAUGGAGACUUUUGUUUCUAUUUAAUGUUUUAGAGAUAUGACAUGUAAUAAGAUGGAAAGCCAAUAAACCUGUGAUAAAUUUCUAAGAAUUUGAGAAUAUACAUAUACAGUAUAUAUAUAUAGUUCAGUGAUGCUUUUGUAUUUGUGGUGAUUUUAAUAAAGGAUAUGGCCUUCCC
This is a messenger RNA of Pongo pygmaeus (Bornean orangutan), 3775 nucleotides long. RefSeq names its product outer dynein arm-docking complex subunit 2. The transcript has 21 exons. Bases 227 to 3433 code for a protein of 1068 amino acids. Lineage: Eukaryota; Metazoa; Chordata; Mammalia; Primates; Hominidae. The record is from RefSeq and is a predicted model, not a curated record. Gene Ontology annotation, molecular function: protein binding.